GUGUGUGUGUGUCUGAUUCAAGCUCUGUCCUGUUACAGACUGUACUGCUUCUAGGGCGACAGUUCGUUUGUCACAGACACAAAUUGUGCUGCUAUGAUUCCACAACAAUCCACCGGUUACCUGUGUGCUCUGUUACUAUUUCUGUGUCUGUCCUACACAGUAUCUGGUGAAGACGCUUGUCCCUGUGUGACUGGCUCCAACUGCCCCGAGAACUGUACAUUAGUGAAUAUAGCCCCACAAGCAAGGAGUACCUUUACAUCUGGGGACAAUUAUAACUACACCAUCACCGGUCAGGCAGCCUGGGUUACUGAUGGUGUGACGUCAGGGCCGUGUGCAUCAGUCUCGUCCCUAUUUCCGGCAUGGAAGGCUGAGUUUGGACAGAACAGGACAGUCAACAGGAUCAAGAUAUUCUGGGAAGGUCCACAGAAGGAUGUUAGUGUGAUGGUAGGUGGCAGAAUAUGUCACACUGCGGACAGCUUCUACACAUGGAUUGCAGAGUACACCCUGAUCUGUUAUGUACCACUGACGGGGGACAACCUCCUGAUGUAUCGCCAACCUACAGGACAAUCCCUGUAUUUGAGUCUCUGUGAAGUGGAAAUAUACGGUAAAUCUUUAUAGACUCAUGUUACGUGAUGAUUCUCAAAAUGAAACACUUCGGU
Haliotis rufescens (red abalone) is the source of this 659-nucleotide messenger RNA. RefSeq lists its product as uncharacterized. The transcript has 4 exons. NCBI's taxonomy places the organism in Eukaryota, Metazoa, Mollusca, Gastropoda, Lepetellida, Haliotidae. The record is from RefSeq and is a predicted model, not a curated record. Bases 94 to 618 code for a protein of 174 amino acids.